Messenger RNA from Nycticebus coucang (slow loris), 5381 nucleotides. It is a transcript of the gene L1CAM, whose product is annotated as L1 cell adhesion molecule. The transcript has 29 exons. Gene Ontology annotation, biological process: cell-cell adhesion. NCBI's taxonomy places the organism in Eukaryota, Metazoa, Chordata, Mammalia, Primates, Lorisidae. Gene Ontology annotation, molecular function: protein binding. Bases 202 to 4080 code for a protein of 1292 amino acids. The record is from RefSeq and is a predicted model, not a curated record.
CCCGCCACCGCCGGCACCGCUGCAGCUGCACCGCAGACACGCUCCGGCAGCGCGUCCGAGGCCGGCGUGCGCGGAGACCGGGCGGGUAGCCCGAGCGACAGCCGCAGCGCAGCUUCCACCUACCGGCCCCCUUCCCUCGGCCAGAGCCUGAGCCUAGCCCAGCAGGCUGUGCUGUGCUGAGCUGCUGGCUCCGGCAGGAAGAUGGUCGCAGUGCUGCAGUACGUGUGGCCUCUUCUCCUCUGCAGCCCCUGCCUGUUCAUCGAGAUCCCUGAGGAAUACGAGGGGCACCAUGUGAUGGAGCCACCUGUCAUCACGGAACAGUCUCCACAGCGCCUGGUCGUCUUCCCCACAGAUGACAUCAGCCUCAAGUGUGAGGCCAGCGGCAAACCUGAAGUGCAGUUCCGCUGGACAAAGGAUGGCAUCCACUUCCAACCCAAGGAGGAGCUGGGCGUGACUGUGCAGCAGCUGCCCCACUCUGGCUCCUUCACCAUCACGGGCAACAACAGCAACUUUGCCCAGAGAUUCCAGGGCAUCUAUCGCUGCUUUGCCAGCAAUAAGCUGGGCACUGCCAUGUCCCACAAAAUCCAGCUCAUGGCUGAGGGUGCCCCCAAGUGGCCAAAGGAGACCGUGAAGCCUGUGGAGGUGGAGGAAGGGGAGUCUGUAAUCCUGCCUUGCCACCCUCCACCCAGUGCAGAGCCGCUCCGGAUCUACUGGAUGAACAGCAAGAUCUUGCACAUCAAACAAGAUGAGCGUGUAACAAUGGGUCAGAAUGGCAACCUCUACUUUGCCAACGUGAUCACCUCAGACAACCACUCAGACUACAUCUGCCACGCCCACUUCCCUGGAACCCGGACCAUCAUACAGAAGGAGCCCAUCGACCUCCGGGUCAAGGCCACCAACAGCAUGAUUGACAGGAAGCCACGCCUGCUCUUCCCCACCAACUCCAGCAGCCACCUGGUGGCCUUGCAGGGCGAGCCAUUAGUCUUGGAAUGCAUCGCCGAGGGCUUCCCCACACCUACCAUCAAGUGGCUGCGUCCUAGUGGCCCCAUGCCAGCUGACCGAGUCACCUACCAGAACCACAACAAGACCCUACAGCUGCUGAAUGUGGGUGAGGAAGACGAUGGCGAGUAUCGCUGCCUGGCCGAGAACUCACUGGGCAGUGCCCGGCAUGCCUACUACAUCACUGUGGAGGCGGCCCCGUACUGGCUGCACAAGCCCCAGAGCCACUUGUAUGGCCCAGGAGAGACUGCCCGGCUAGACUGUCAAGUGCAGGGCCGGCCCCAACCAGAAGUCACCUGGAGAAUCAAUGGGAUCCCUGUGGAGGAGCUGCCCAAGGACCAGAAGUACCAGAUCCAGCGUGGUGCCCUGAUCCUGAGCAACGUGCAGCCCAGUGACACCAUGGUGACACAGUGCGAGGCCCACAACCGGCAUGGAGUCCUGCUGGCCAAUGCCUAUAUCUAUGUUGUCCAGCUGCCUGCCAAGAUCCUGACUGGAGACAACCAGACAUACAUGGCCGUUGAGGGCAGCACCGCCUACCUUCUGUGCAAGGCCUUUGGAGCCCCGGUGCCCAGUGUCCAAUGGCUGGGAGAAGAAGGGAUGACGGUGCUUCAGGAUGAACGCUUCUUCCCCUAUGCUAAUGGGACCCUCGGCAUCCGAGACCUCCAGGCCAAUGACACAGGACGCUACUUCUGCCAGGCUGCCAAUGACCAAAACAAUGUGACCAUUGUAGCUAACCUGCAGGUUAAAGAUGCAACUCGGAUCAUACAGGGGCCCCGGAGUGCAAUCGAGAAGAAAGGCUCAAGGGUGACAUUCACAUGCCAGGCCUCCUUUGACCCUUCCUUGCAGCCCAGCAUCACCUGGCGUGGGGAUGGUGGAGACCUCCACGAGCUUGGGGACAGUGACAAGUACUUCAUAGAGGAUGGGCGCCUAGUCAUUCACAGCCUGGACUACAGUGACCAGGGAAACUACAGCUGUGUGGCCAGCACUGAGCUGGACAUGGUGGAGAGCAGGGCACAGCUCUUGGUGGUGGGGAGCCCUGGGCUGGUGCCCCAGCUUAAGCUGUCUGACCUCCACCUGCUGAAGCAGAGCCAGGUGCGCCUGUCCUGGAGCCCCGCAGAAGACCACAAUGCCCCCAUCGAGAAAUAUGACAUUGAAUUUGAGGACAAGGAAAUGGCACCUGAGAAAUGGUACAGUCUGGGCAAGGUGCCAGGAAACCAGACCUCUGCUACUCUUAAGCUGUCGCCCUAUGUGCACUACACAUUUAGAGUAACUGCCAUCAACAAAUAUGGCCCGGGGGAGCCUAGCUCAGCCUCUGAGACUGUGGUCACACCUGAGGCAGCCCCAGAGAAGAACCCUGUGGACGUGAAGGGGGAAGGGAAUGAGACCAACAACAUGGUGAUCACGUGGAAGCCACUCCGUUGGAUGGAUUGGAAUGCACCCCAGGUUCAGUACCGCGUGCAAUGGCGCCCUCAGGGGACUCGGGGCAUCUGGCAGGAACAGAUUGUGAGCAACCCGUUCCUGGUGGUGUCCAACACGUCCACCUUUGUGCCCUAUGAGAUCAAAGUUCAGGCAGUCAACAGCCAGGGCAAGGGCCCGGAGCCCCAGGUCACCAUUGGCUACUCUGGGGAAGACUACCCCCAGGCGAGCCCUGAGCUAGAAGGCAUCCAGAUCCUCAACUCGAGCACUGUGCUGGUCAGGUGGUGGCCUGUGGACCUGGCCCAGGUCAAGGGCCACCUCCGGGGAUACAGUGUGACAUACUGGUGGGAGCGCAGUCAGAGGAAGCACAGCAAGAGACACGUCCACAAGGGCCAUGUGAUAGUGCCUGCCAACACCACCAGUGUCAUCCUCAGUGGUCUGCGGCCCUACAGCUCCUACCACCUGGAGGUGAAGGCCUUUAACGGGCGAGGGCCAGGGCCUGCCCUCGAGUUAACCUUCAGCACCCCGGAGGGAGUGCCGGGCCACCCUGAGGCAUUGCACCUGGAGUGCCAGUCGAACACCAGCCUGCUGCUGCACUGGCAGCCCCCACUCAGCCACAACGGCGUUCUCACCGGCUACGUGCUCUCCUACCACCCCUUGGAUGAGGGGGGCAAGGAGCAGCUGUCCUUCGACCUUCCGGACCCUGAGCUUCGAACUCACAACCUGACCAAUCUCAGCCCCUACCUGCGAUACCGCUUCCAGCUUCAGGCCACCACGAAGGAGGGCCCUGGCGAGGCCAUUGUGCGGGAAGGAGGCACUAUGGCCUUGUCUGGCAUCCAGGAUUUCGGCAACAUCUCGGCCAUGGCAGGUGAAAAUUACAGCGUCGUCUCCUGGGUUCCCAAGGAGGGGCAGUGCAAUUUCGGGUUCCACAUCUGGUUCAAAGCCUUGGGAGAUGAGAAGGCAGGUGCCUACCUCUUGCCACAGUAUGUCAGCUAUAACCAGAGCUCCUACACGCAAUGGGACCUGCAGCCCGACACCGACUACGAGAUCCACCUGCUGAAAGAGAGGACGCUGCUGCACCAAAUGGCCGUGAAGACCAAUGGCACAGGCCGUGUAAGACUGCCCACUGCUGGCUUCACCACUGAGGGCUGGUUCAUUGGCUUUGUCAGCGCCAUGGUCCUGGUGCUGCUGCUCCUGCUCACCCUCUGCUUCAUCAAGCGCAGCAAGGGUGGCAAGUACUCAGUGUGGUGUGGUAGGGGCAGGCUGGGGCCCCUUCAGAGCACAGAGGACCUGAAGUCCAGGCACAAGCCAGAACAGGGAGGAAGCUGGCCUGUCUGUGUGUCUGCAGUGAAGGAUAAGGAGGACACCCAGGUGGACUCUGAGGCCCGACCCAUGAAAGACGAGACCUUUGGCGAGUACAGGUCCCUGGAGAGUGACAAUGAGGAGAAGGCCUUUGGCAGUAGCCAGCCGUCUCUCAAUGGAGACAUCAAACCUCUGGGUAGUGAUGACAGCCUGGCUGAUUACGGGGGCAGCGUGGACGUGCAGUUCAACGAGGAUGGCUCCUUCAUCGGCCAAUACAGUGGCAAGAAGGAGAAGGAGGCAGCAGGGGGCAAUGACAGCUCAGGGGCCACCUCUCCCAUCAACCCUGCCGUGGCCCUAGAAUAGUGGGGUCCAGCCAGGCGAGGCGGGGCCCUUGCUGUGUCCCUAACCUGGGGAUCAAGGCCCUCCCUCUCUCCACCAGGCCUGUGGGAAGCCUGACUUGGAGCAGAGGAGAGGCCCCUUCUUACCACCUGGUCCCCACUUUAUUGCCAAAACCCAGCUGCACCCCUUCCUGGGCACAUGUUACUUUGCUCCAGCUCAGGGGCAGGUCACCUACAUGUCAGGGGCCUCUAGGUGCUGUCCUGCCAGCCUAUUUGGGCAGAGAAGCCGUAGUUUGGGGGAGUGGAGGUGGGGUUGCCCUGGCCAGGUCUCCGAGAUGGUGUCCUUCUUGAUUUCUGCCUGGGGCAGACAUGGUGGGGUCCAAAGUUGGCACAUCCCCCACCCCAGCCAGUCCCUGGCCAGCCCAGCUGAGACUGUGGACAGAACUCGGUGUCUUUACCAUCUGCUCCCUUUUCUCUGCCAUCUCUGCUCCAACCAGGAUGAGGGCUAGGCUGAACAAGCUGGCUGCAGGUGCUGGGGAAGCCAUUUGGAGAAGCCAGAGUCCCUGCCCCCAAUCACACUAGGUCAGCACCCCUCCUCCCGCUGCUCACCCAACCCCGUGGCUGACUUUCAGGAGCUCCACACGCUGCCUUUGGUACCCACCAGACAACAUCCAAGUGGCCUCUGUCACUGCUGGGGUGCAGGGUGGGCACCCCUCCUAUUGCCCACCAGCCAGCCCCUCCCAGCUGCCACCCCCAACCCCUUAGCAGCGCUGCCCACCCUGCUGUGUUGUCUGAACAGUUUUCUUCAUCAGCCUCCUCCCAAACCCCACCUUGGGAAUGUAAAUACACCGUGACUUUGAGAGUUUGUACCCUUGCCCUUACCCCAUAUGCCACUAGUGUGUAGGCAGAUGUCUGAGUCUCUAGGUGAUUUCUAGGUUUUAUAGCAAUUAGCUUUGAUGAACCCAUCCCAGGAAAAAUAAAAACAGACAAAAAAAAGGAAACCUUGGUUCCCCCAGCACUGCUGUACCCUGCCCAGCAGUUUGGGCUCCCCAUAUGCCUUUGCUUGGUCUGUCAAUGAGCCCUCUUCAAAAAACAAAAGUAUAUAUAUAUAUAUGUACAUAAAUAUCAGAAUUAUAACAGGUAAAUAAAACCUGGAAAGGAAGGUGGCCUUUCUUCAUUGUGCUGUGCACUAUGUCCACCAUCCUUGCCCCACACUGCAAGGGAUUGCUAGGGCCAGCAUCAGCAGCCCUUCCAUGCACGGGAGCCCUUGAGACCACCAGCCCCACAGCUCUGAGCCUUCCCUUGCCCUCCCAGAGGGCACACAUC